AUGGAGUACAGUGUCGAAUCAUCUAAACUAAAAUUCGGGGUAGAGAGAAUUUUAUCUUCUGACUUUUGCAACAAAACUCUCCCCAUUCCCAAAGUGACUAUCAAGUUGUUCGGAAACUACUCCGGCCAAGAGUGUCAUUGCAUUGGUGGGUGUAACAAGUGCAUGAAUUUUUGUAAUUUCACUUCUGAGUCGCUUUGUGCGCCGAAUUAUACAAGUGUUAUUGAAAAGUAUCAAAGUAUUUGUCGGCCAGCUCCUUUGAGGCCCAUUCCUCGAGUUCCCGUCUCUUCGACGACGACGACGACGACGACGACAAAUAAUACAGAGAGUGGAUCCAGGAGGAAAAGGUCUUGGUCAAGGGCUGUAUUUAGCGCUUUGCAGAGAAAAGGAUUGGAGAAGAGAUUUUCGCUGCAAAAAUAUAUUACUAAGCCAGAUAGACGGCAAUUAGCGGCUACUUUAGGGCUUACUGAUGCCCAAGUAAAAGUAUGGUUCCAAAAUAGAAGAAUGAAGUGGCGACAUAACAAAGAAAGCGAAAAUAUAAUCCCAGAAGGAUCUGAUUCCCAAAAAAACUUACCAAAGCACCAAAAUCAAAACCAAAAUUCGCAAAAAAGUUCCAAUUCAAAGCUAGAACUCUCGGAUGAAGAAGAAGAAAUUCAAGUUGACAUUUGA
Molecule: messenger RNA, 666 nt
Organism: Cotesia congregata
Lineage: Eukaryota; Metazoa; Arthropoda; Insecta; Hymenoptera; Braconidae
Source: the annotation of a GenBank genome assembly